GUAGGGAGCUGGCAGCUCAUGGGCCCUGAACUAGGGAGAGUCAGAAGUCUCUCCUCAAUGGCACUUGGUGAAGAAAAGACUUUGGCAGAGAGUGAGACUGAGGCAGGGGCUGUGCUGGACGGGAAUGUGAAGCACCAUGGAGCUUGGAACAGCCAAGAACUAGAGACAGAUUGCUCGAUGUCUCUGGGCAGCGUGCAACACUUUGUAGAGGCCAGUGGAGGAAAAUGCGUCCCACGGGGGGAGGAAGAAGAGCUGACCAACAGGAAGGCCAUGCCUGACCACAUUGCUGCGGCUGGAGUGUGGAAGAAACACCACACAGACAAAGAAGGCAAAACCCAGACCUCAGAGAGAGAGUCCUUCAUCACUGGAUCUGAACCUGUUUAUAGCCAUUUGCUUCCUGAAGACGGGACUGGAACAGGAACAGGAGACCUUUUGCUCAAAGUAGGAGCCCAGAUGGAGGAGAAAUUGUGUCUUGACUGUCCAGAGCUACCUCAGAAUAUUGCUGAUCCUCUAGCCAGGACUCUCAGCUCAGGAGAGGUUGCUGAUGAUGAAGAUGACCACUCCAGUUUUGAAUCCCCCCGAAUCCAUGGUCCUAGGCAACAACCUUACAACUCCAAUUCUUCUUUCUCAUUGAGGUGGAAAUCUUUGCUGAACCUAGAUUUAUCUGCCCUUUCUCUUUCCAGCCACAGCUUUCCCACCUCACCUACCCCAAAUGGUUUCCUGAGACAGAGAGAGAAGACAGGAUCGCAAAGCCUGUGGCCUCCUAAAAGCUCUUCACUUGAGCCCACAGCCUCAUGUUUACCAUCUGGUUUAUUGAGCUCUGCAUUGGGCCCCAUGCCUCAAACACAUGGGAUGCCAUGUCUAGCAUCCUGCAGUGGUGGAGCUGUAGCUGAGGCAAGCAGGAGGCGGUCCUCCUUUCAGACUGAUUACUGGGCCUGUGUGCUGCCUGACUCCCUGCCUCCAUCUCCCAAUCGUCGCUCCCCUCUCUGGAAUCCCAAUAAAGAGUAUGAAGACUUGCUUGAUUAUACUUACCCUUUAAAGCCCAAAGCCCAACUUCCAAAGCACGUUGACAGCCAUGUGCUGGCUGACACCUUCCUGCAUGACUCAGGUGUUGACCUGGACAGCUUUUCCCUCUCACCUGAGAAUACCCUGAAGUCUCCCACUACUCUGUCCCAUGACUGCCUACGUACAGAACCAGAUGUUCAACUCCCUCCAGAAUCUAGAAACUGUGACGACAGGUUUUCUACUGUAAUGUCCCAGACCCAGGGCAGCUUUGGUUUGGCAGGUUCUGGUCAGUUAACAUCUACUCCCAAAGCCGGUAGUAGAUGUGCUGUACAGAAUGACAAGGAGCAGCCUCUGAUGAACUUCCGGGAAUCUCUACCUAUGGGAAGCUGCCUUGAGGCGCACUUGCCAUCACCUGGAGAAUGGUCCAGAGGGAGUUCCUUUUCAACACUUACUGGAAAGAAUGAUGGGAGUGGUGAUCUCCAGUGUCUUUCCCAUGAGGCUCCAAUGGAAUCAGGGUGGAAAGCACAAGAGGAUAUUGAAAUUGAAGAAGAGUAUCUUGCUCUGCCCCCUCGGCUGACCCAGGUUUCCAGUCUGGCUCCAUAUCUGUCUACCAUUCAGACAUCUGAUUCUCAGCCUUCUGUAGCUGCUGAAGGGCAAGGUUUACCAGCUGCCUCUGGUGAUAAAGAGCCAGCUCCCCUUCUGCACCAUACCAAAAGGCAGUCUCCUACCUGGGAAGAAUCCAGAGGGAAAUGGGGUACUGCAGAUAGGGAUUGCUGUACCCAGAUCCCCCACUUUCAGUUUCAAGAACUUGAUAGGGAAGGCAAUGCUAACAUAUUAAUCAGUCAAGACCCAGGAGGCCCAGCCAGCCGACUGAAGACAAUUUCUUCCUUUAGGAAAAUGCUUGCUGGGCUGGCUUAUUCUGACUUGAAACCAGAAGGGCAAAAUCCAAAGAAAGAGAGGGUCCAAGAAAGAGAAUCCCUUCUACAGUGUGUGAAGAUAUUUUGCUGUUACCUGGAAGAGCUGAUUUGCUGGCUAUAUAAAGUAGCUGAAGUUACGGACAAUUUGAUUCCACCAAAGUCUAACCUUGCAAGUCUCAAGUCUUCCCUACAGCUUUAUCGGCAAUUUAAAAAAGACAUAGCUGAACACCAAUCCCUGACUGAGAAUGUCUUACAGAAAGGGGAAAUUCUACUCCAGUGCUUAUUGGAGAAUGCAUCAGUUUUAAAGGAUGCCCUUGGGUUGAUUGCAAGGCAAUCUAAUGAGCUGGAGGACCAUGCAGAACACCUAUAUGACUCCGUCUUAGCAGCUCUGGACAUGAUGGCCGGGAACACUUCUGGUCCAGAUAGCAAGCCAGCUACAUGUGGAAGGAUAUAACCAGGUAAUAUCUCAAGCAAUGAUUUUUUGCCAGAUCACACUGAUGUAGCAGAGAGAACCUGCACUGACCUCCUGGCUCUACAUGAAUUUCUCAUGUGUGAAGUGAAAAGCUACUUGAAUUAUUAUUGAAAAAAUGAAUCCUCUAAUGAGAACCUGUAAAAGGGAAAAGCAGAUGCCUUCCAGACCAAGGUUUUUCUCAAAUGGUGCUUCCAGUGACUCUGGGGAUUGCCAAGCCACUCAGCUUCUUAGUUCUUAAUAGAAAAUAGCCUAAGUGACAAGUCUGUCCCCUUAAAAAGAAAAGGGAAUGGCAACAGUUCUCAUAGCCAGACAGUUGUCUCAGGAGCCAGUUUGCAUCACCUGUUGUAAGUGUCCACAGAGGGCUAGGAAAUAUGACAUUGAAAAUGCUUGGCCAACUGGGAACUAAGAGAGUUAUCAUUGGCCAGAGGCUUUUGAUCUUUCCAUAAAGAAACCUCAUUUGGGAAAACCAAACCUUGUUUGGGAAACCUCAUUUUGCAUGUUUGCAACAAGAAAGGCAUUUUUAACACUUAACCUACUGAUGAAAAUGAAUACAGCCCAUUGAAACACUGGGGAGAUAUUAACACUAGUUUUCUUGCUGAGGACAGUUGUCUCUUUGGAAUUCAAAGAUGGCACCUCAGUAAACAUUAAAUGCCUGUUAUUGAAGGCACUUUACAUUCUUAUCAAAUGGAUGAUUUGAUGUGAUUUUGUGCCCAUCUCUUGGGUAACUUACAGUGUUUGGCCUCACUUAAUUCCUCAAAGUUUAGGUUGUAAGUGUACCUCUACCCUAGAAAAAGAUGGAGUCUCCUUACCACCUUAAAGUGGAAGUGUAAUUUAACCAAUUAAAAUAAUUCCGUUCCUUUUUAGAACAGUGAUACUAACAAUUCUCUCAGGUCAUGAAUGAAUGAAGAUAGAAGAGGAAAGCAGGUAGAAUAUAAAAAUCCUCGUAACUAAGAAUUGAGCAAAGCGUGUUUGGUAGUGGAGUACUAGAAAAAAGCACUUAGAGCUUUUGGGAAAUACUUUCACAUUUGAAUGUUGCUUUAGAAAGAAAAAUCUGCUACAUUUGUGGAGGAUGGGAGAGGUCCGCUGUAGAGUUAAUCAUAUUCUAAGGUAAACCAAUGAGGUAUGAGGUACACAUUUCUAAACAUUCAACUCUAGCCAAAGAAAAUUUCAAAGCCCCAUUGUGGUGGUAUAAAACUUCUUUGAAGCUAGAUUAUGAUAACAUUCUGGGACAUACAAAAUGUAAAUUACUUACCUAUAUGACCUAGCCAACUCCAGGCAUUUCAAAUAAUUGGUCAUGCAUUACCAAAGAGGUAAUUCCUACCUAGUCUGUUACGGGGAACUCACAAUUAGAUGGUAAAAUGUUUAUGGGGAGGAAAUAAUCCUUUAAGACUUAAGGCCAGUUAAAACACAAAAUGAAAUCUUUCUAGAUGUAUUGUUAAGUUAAUAAUAUAUGCUAUGGAGUAACAGAAGUUUAGAGUAAAGAAGACUCAGGUUCAAAUUCUGCUUCUGAUGUGACUGUGAUACUGGGCAGGUGUGACCUAAACCUUGCCCUGCCCUCCCUCCCUCCCUCUCCUCUUCAGGCAGUUCUCUAAGACUGGAGGAGUUGCUAGUCUGCAUUGAUGGGAGGGAGUCAAUAUAUUGGAAGUUCUAUAUACAAAUGAAAUUAUAGUCCUGGAAACACCCCCUCCCUGCCCCCCUCCCCACUCCCCCGCCCUUUAAAAAAAAAAAAAAACCUUUGCCCCAUAGACACAGUUUCAUCAUAGGAGAGAAAACGUGCUGAGCUUGGAGUUAGAAAAACAAGGCUUAGAUACUGCCGCUGCCACUGGCAAUGUGAUCAUGGGUGAAUCAUUUCACCUGUUUCCACUAUGAUAAUGUGUAAAGUAUGCAUCUCAUGGCUUAUACUGUGAUGUUCAAAUGAAAAUGUUUGUAAAGCACUGUGUAAAAAAACUAGUCAACAGCUUCUCAAAGUGUGGUCAGGGAAUAUAUCUAGGUUUCAGGAGGUCAAAAAUAUUUUUCAUAAUAAUACAGUUUAAUUUCUAAAUUAGAAAUUUGAGGGUCCUCAGUUUUUAAUUAUUAAAGGGUCUUUAGACCAGAAGGUUGGAGAAUCAUUCACCUGAGUCAUAGAUUGGUUGUGAUCAGCAUUUGUGGAGGGAAUUCCUAACACUAAUGAAAUCACAGAUGUUUACUAUUUUGCCCCCAAAUACACGACAAUCCUUAAAAGAAGAGAAAUACUAGUUUGCCACAUUUGGCCUGAUUUCAAAAUUAGGAAUUUGUAUAUGAGUCAGCUGUAUGAAUAGAACAUCCUGUAGAAGGAAACUACUCAGUACUGUGUAACAAGUGAUAACAAAUUCUACACUCAUGGUGCCUCCUGAAAUCCAGUAAUAGAUUUACACAGCUUUUGAAAGUUUCACAGAACACUCUAGGGAGAGGCCCUUUUUCUAUAAGUGACACUCCAAUUCUACAUCAUACAAGGGUUUUUAAGCUAUUGGCAUUCAAAUCUUUUUUCCAGUGAGUAGCAAAACACCACAGUAUCUGUGGAAGCUAGAACUUUAUAGCUGUCUGAGAAUGCCAGUAAGCCAGUUGACAGCCACUAUUCUUUAGGCACUUUUUUAAGAAAAAUUAAUAUCAUUUUGGCUUAGAAAAGUGAAAUCAUUUUGGCUUAGCAGUCAUUCAUCAGUAAUGCUAAAAGGUAGGCCAAUCUAAGAACCUUGGGGAAAAAAUUUUAUCACUACCUGGGCGAAAGUGCCUCAAAUCAAGACAGAUAGGAAAUGUUGUUGUGCAUUACAAACUCUUUAAAAGAAGUUCUAUUAAGUUUCAUGUCCCUAUUAGAAAUAUUUUAAUGUUCCUCUGUGAAUAUCAACAGGCAUAAUCUAGAAUGGCAGAAUGAACACUGUACUAAGCCAGGAGAGCCCCAGUUCUACAGAGGACUAGCUAUGUGACCAUGUGUAGGUGAACUUCUGAGCCUCUCAUCUGUAAAUUGAAGAUGUUAAUGUACAGUUACUGUGAGCAUGUUUCUGAAAGCACUUGCCAAGCAUAAAGCAGUGCAGAAACGUUAAAAGGGAGUCUUUUAAGCAUAUAAAGUCAACAUUAUUGUAAUAAAUGAAAUUUCAACACGAGGUCAAGGAGGCUUAGAGUAAGAAUGGCUCCUACCUCACAAAGAUCCCCAUUUUCUUCAAAGAAGAACUGUUUCUGAACUGUAAUUUACAAUCCCCAACAUCUAGCCACAAUAAAGCCCACAGCCCCAUGUUAAAUAACUUGUUUCUAAAGAUGAGGGCAGAAAGCAAUGUUUUUCCCCCUUGCAGGUAAAGACUCAACCCCCAAACAGGCAUAAUGAAGGGCAACAUGAUUUUCCUUGUCUUGAAUGUCUUGGGGAAUGUCAAAAUUUUCCAGAUUAUUUGAUUAAGCAUGUACAUCUCAUGGAAAUGUUGAUGGUGCAUCAAGAAUAAUGGCUUGAGCAACGUAACUAUUGUAUGUAAUCAAAUUUUGCUUCAGGAUCCAAAGUUUGUGUUUAGUCAAUUAUUUUUCAAGUGUUUCUGAAAGCUGUGUUUUAUACUGUUUUAAGGCAAGUUAGCUAUUUGAAGGUGUUUUUAAAAAUUACCCAAGUACUGUCUGUGACUUUUCAGGAACUGAUCAGUUGCCUUACGUAGUAUGAAUAGAUUCUCAAUAAGCACAUCUAAAAUACAAAGUAAACUAUGAUUUUAUUGUGAAAUUCUCAUAGAUGGAAAAUUCAAUUGUAUAUUUAUUCUGUUCAUUCAUUUUACAAUAAUCUUACCCACUUAUUUUUGUACCAUGUAUUACGAUUGCCUGUUUAGUGAAAAUAAAAUAAAAAAUAUUUUAAGGGUUGCUUUUACCUGUAUUUUAACCCCUGAAUUAAGUUCAAAGACUUCACCAUAGAAUGUGUUUGUGUACAGUGUUUUGGCUAUUGUAGCAUAUGUUUAAACAAACAAUAAGGGGAAAAUCUUAAAUCAAAGUGUUUAGGGGGAAAACAAAAGAUUCAGAACCCAACUCAAAAAAACCCAACAUCUUCUUGAGACUUCUGUUUUCAUGUGGGUGCAAAAAUUCACCCAGGCAAAUAACUUUCUUUUAAAAUUUCCACCCAGCCACAAAUGGUUUUAACUCAUUUUUAGGGGUGUCAUUUUUCAGGUAAGGGUUAUCAACUAAUGAAAGAAAGCCUACUCCCAAGCUGCUUCAGUGUUUUAACUUUUCCCCCAACACAAGUUAUAUAGCUACAGUUUAUGGAGGGCAGAAUAAUUAUUGAAGAUAGUGCGCUAAACUUAUUUAAUAAAGUUGAAACGGUACUGAUUCAGAAUAUGGAAGUAACAGUAUAUAAAAAAAAGCACAUACUGGCUAAAUUACAUCAGCUUGAAUUGUUAGUCUGAUCAUUCACAAGUUAGGAAAAAGAUACAAUUUUCCAUCUCUACUACAGAUGAAUUAACAAAAGCAUUUCUAAAUAAAGCCAUUUAAAAAUGGUUUUAAAUUUCAGAGAUAAUAGACUAAAUAUUGUACAUUCAAAAUGUACUUGAUUUCCAUAAAUACCACUUUAAUCUCCCUCCAAACCAAAUUUGCUAAAUCCCUGUACAGUAUACAUGCCUGCACUGUUGCAUCAUUUAUCAGGUAUAUUAGCUGGGAAGCAUUGUUGUUGCUAUUCUAAAAUAGGUCUAAAGUGCCCUGGUUGAACAUAAAUGGCUAUGUUUUGAGCACAAUGCAAGCCUAUAUUUCCCCUUAACCAUAAGAAUUAAGACAAUACUUAUCACCAUACAGUUUGAUAUUACUUCCAAUAAGUACAAUAUUUAUUAAACAUUUCUUCAGUUGUUUGUUACAUAUUGUGCAACAAAUUACAAUAUUCUGCAGCCACAAAUUAUAUGCAGAGUAUGAAGAAACUAGUAAUCAGAUAGUGUAAUCUUUCCAUUUAUAACUCUACAAGAAAGAACUAGCAAAUCAGAUCUUACAUAUAACAUCUCACUAAACUUUUAUGCAUGGAAAGUGACAGACACUGUUGUGCUGUUUGAUACAAAAUGGCUGAACUUCAUCUUCAGAAGACUAAACCCGACAUCUAAACAUGCCAAUAUAAACAUCAAAACAAAAUAUAUUCUAACCAACCACGGGAAACAGUCUGGUAUCAGGAAAGCAACAAGGAUUACACACAUUAUUUUAUAAACCAGCACACAAAGGUUUAAAACAGUUCUGAAAAUGAAGUUAGCUGUCUUGAGUCAAGGGAAUAAAAAAAAA
Molecule: messenger RNA, 7623 nt
Organism: Trichosurus vulpecula (common brushtail)
Lineage: Eukaryota; Metazoa; Chordata; Mammalia; Diprotodontia; Phalangeridae
Gene: CEP68
Product: centrosomal protein 68
Exons: 6
Coding region: 19-2376 (785 amino acids)
Source: RefSeq, a predicted model, not a curated record